Molecule: messenger RNA, 1329 nt
Organism: Neltuma alba
Lineage: Eukaryota; Viridiplantae; Streptophyta; Magnoliopsida; Fabales; Fabaceae
Product: protein STRICTOSIDINE SYNTHASE-LIKE 10-like
Exons: 3
Coding region: 40-855 (271 amino acids)
Cellular component (GO): endomembrane system
Molecular function (GO): hydrolase activity
Source: RefSeq, a predicted model, not a curated record
UGCUUCAUCCCCAAAGUGAUAUCUCUGGGUCUUUUCUCCAUGAAGCCUCUUUCUUGUUCUUCUUCUUCUUCUGUGAUCUUGGUAUUAGCCUCUGUGUUACUCUCAUCAUCACUUGCUGCUGCUAAUAACUCGGCUCCCAAUGAACUGAUCAGAAUCCCAAAAGUUGUAGGCCCUGAAAGCUUAGCCUUCGACUGCAACGGCGACGGCCCUUACGCCGGUGUCUCCGACGGCCGGAUUCUCAAAUGGAAUCAAACUCUCAAACAAUGGCUCGAGUUUGCUCUCACCUCACCACACAGGGACAGGAAAUUUUGUGAUGGAACAACAGAUCCAAAAAAGGAACCUACAUGUGGGAGGCCAUUGGGACUCAAGUUUCACAAGAAAACAUGCAAUCUUUACAUAGCAGAUGCAUACUUUGGCCUCUUAAUGGUGGGACCAAGUGGCGGUGUGGCUCACCAACUAGCCACUUCUGCUAAUGAUGGCUCUCCUUUCCACUUCCUCAAUGCCUUAGACAUUGAUGAACAAUCUGGUGUGGUUUAUUUCUCAGAGAGCAGCACUGUAUUCCAAAGAUGGGAUUACCAAUUGGUAGUCCUUACAGGAGAUAAAACGGGAAGGUUGCUUAAGUAUGACCCAAGUAGUAAGAAAGCACAAGUCUUGGUCCAGGGCAUAGCAUUCCCAAAUGGUGUGGCUUUAAGCAAGGAUGGUUCAUUCCUUUUGUUGGCAGAAUCAACUUUUAAUAUCAUUCACAAGGUGUGGCUGAAAGGUUCUAGAGCCUACACUUCAGAACAUUUUGCAACACUUAAAAGGGCCCCGGAUAACAUCAAGACAAAUGACAAUGGAGAUUUCUGGUGGCAAUGAACAGUUAUAGGGCAGUGCUUGAACAUGCAGAUCAUAAUUUAAGAGUGCAGAAGAGACUCUAAUGCCAUGGCGGAGAAAAGUAGACCCGGUUGCUGUGAAAUUUGACCAAAAUGGAGAGCUUUGGAGGUUCUGGAUGGAGGAGGUGGCCAAGAGCUUAACUCUGUAAGUGAAGUGGAAGAACAUGAUGGGAAGUUGUGGAUAGGGUCUCCUGAUAAAGAUUAUGUUGCUAUAAAUAAUAAUGUCUAGCUUUUCAAUAUAGUUGUAUCCUUUUUAUUCAAUAUAUUUGUAUCUUUAUUAUUUUUAUAUCUUGUUGAGUAAAGUCGAAGAGAACACUCAAUGAAAUUAUUAAGCGAAAUCUUUCGGUUAACAAGUUAUUUAAAGAUAUGAUUAUUAAUAGAGUACAAUGAUGAUUUUGAAUUAUAUAUAGCCAAUCCCAUUUAAUAGAAUAAAGCUUUGUUAUUGUUGUUAACUCAA